This is a messenger RNA of Drosophila bipectinata, 3520 nucleotides long. It is a transcript of the gene spir, whose product is annotated as spire type actin nucleation factor. The record is from RefSeq and is a predicted model, not a curated record. Lineage: Eukaryota; Metazoa; Arthropoda; Insecta; Diptera; Drosophilidae. Gene Ontology annotation, biological process: Golgi vesicle transport; intracellular transport; polar body extrusion after meiotic divisions. Gene Ontology annotation, cellular component: cell cortex; cytoplasmic vesicle membrane. Gene Ontology annotation, molecular function: actin binding.
AAAAAGUCAAACAAAAAAUAACUAAACAAGAUAGUUUUCAAAAACAAGUGCAAAAAACGUGAAAUUUUGCAGGUUAAACAGCAAAAAAAUCAAUUCAGUUCCAUAUAUGUUGGGCAGUGCUGGAUUUCCACCAGAAUCGGGUUAAAGCAUCAAGCCCGCAAGAUGACCGAACACCAGGCGGCGGAUGAACAGCAGUCCUCCGAAACCGAGUCCCAGUCGCACACCAAGGCCAUAACCAUGGCCACCCCCGCCAAAUCCAAUCCGAAGUUCAAGGACACCGAGGAGGGAUUCCUCUCCACAUCUCCGGACAGCGCCAAUGGUGAUGCCCAGCAGCACUCCAUCCAGAAGGUGGCCGACCCGCCCAAUGGCAAUCACCCGGAGAAGCUAACAGGGAGCUCACUGAGUGGCAAAGUCACCAUAAACGGAAGCGGAGGUCCUAUCCUCACCAGCCGGCAGCUCAUCUGCCAGGCCUUCCACCAGUGCUCCUGCCCGGAGCAGUGCGUCACCCUGAACAACAUUCUAGAUUCGUUCAAGGCGCCGCUCUCCGAGGACCAGGCCUGGGCGCUCAUCCACCAGUUCAUCAGCCUCUACCACAAGGUGGCCGUGGAGGCCCACCACUCGGCCGCUGACUACGACGCCCAUCUGCCCACACGCUUCGAGCUCCACUUCCAUCGCGAUGGCGGAGUGCACUUUUCCGGCAAAGAUCGACUGCCUCCAGCCCAGGAUCAGGAAGAUCAGGAGCGAAACCAGGAGCUUCAGACACAGGAUUCUAGUAUCCGGGGAACACUGGACGACAGUGCCAGCAGCAGUGCCAGUGGCGAUAGCAGCGCCAUCAUUGAAAGAGCCUUCGAAAACAACAAUCAUCAUCACCAUCACACGCCGCUCGUCGUUUCGCAUAGAAAGAUUAUCGGCGAAUUGGCGCAAAUCGUCUACACAGCUUUGGAUUACAAUUUGCCAGAAGACGAGGAGUGUCAGAUGUCCCAGGAGCUGGAGAGUCUCUUCAACUUUAUGACGGCAGAUGAAACCGACGAUGAUUGCAUCGACGAGGGCAUCGACGAAGGCGAUAAACGCUGGGACGACGAUACCGAGGAGGAGCGCAACGACACCAAAGAACUAGAGCACAUUAUCGAGACCUGCAGAAACCACAUAAAACCCACCUUGCCCGAGAACCACUACCGAGCCGUGUGCAGAGCCCUCGUCACAGAGACCAUUGAGCUCCGUGUGUUCCUGCAGCAAGUUCUAAACAAUGCAGGUGCCGAGAAGCUAAUAAAGGCGGCUGAAUCGUCGGCGACCACGCAACAAGAACUGGCGAAGCUGGGCUUCAACGACUGGGCACGCUUCUGGGUGCAGGUGAUCGACGAACUGCGGCGCGGUGUUCGCCUGAAGAAGAGCAACUACGAACGCACACCCAUCGAGUACGAGCUGACGCCCUAUGAGAUACUCAUGGGGGACAUUCGAGCCAAAAAGUAUCAGUUGCGCAAAGUGAUGGUGAAUGGAGAUAUACCGCCGCGUGUCAAGAAAGAUGCCCAUGCCAUGAUCUUGGAGUUCAUCAGGUCGCGGCCUCCGCUCAGGAAGGCUUCUGAGCGGCAGUUAGGACCGCCGCGGAUGUGCGAACCCUCGCCCCGAGAACAACUAAUGGAAUCCAUCCGGAAGGGCAAGGAACUGAAGCAGAUCACCCCACCGGAAGCUCCCACCCUAAGAGAGAGAUGUAACUACGAAGCUCUACAUUGUCUCUUAAAAAAAAAAUCUUUGCUACUCGCAGAAAAAUCGUACUACCCAGUGCUUCCAAGUGCAAAUUCCACGUUGUCACGAUCCCGACAGCGGCUCAUCAAAGUGGAUUUCUCAAAGUUUCAGGACGAUGAGCCCUUCUGUGAUGAAUCAAGCAUUAGUAGCUCCCACUCCACAGCGGCCACCCUCCACCAUCAGCGUCUGCACCUGGCCGAGAUGCAUCGCUACUCGCAGCCCAAGAUGCCCCCGUACCCGAUUGGUGGCUACAUGGUGCCCAGCCAGGCGCAUCAUGAUAGCCAGGCGACGGCGUCGCUGAUGCGGCCCAGACGCACAAUGGAGCCAGCGAAGCAGGCGCCACCCGAAGAGCCAUCCUUCACGGAGGACGAGUACCACAGAUUCUACGACACGGCCUUGGAAUCUUACGACCUGGCCACUCAGUGCGAGUCGAGGCGCGCCUCCACGCGCCGCCACACCAUCGUGGGCUGUCAGAGCAAUCUGGACGAGACGCACUCAAUGCCGCCCACGCGGCCGGAAUCGCGUCAAUCCGAUGACGUCAGCAAGGAGCCAUCCAAGCGAAGCCCCAUGGAACAAACAAAUCCAACCACAGACGAGGCCAGUUCAACAUCCUCCCUUGGCCCAUGGAACAAGUCCUUCAUGGACAAACAGACCUGGAUGGAACGGGGGGACGAUCGCCUGUCCGUCACGCUGGCGGAGAUCGUUCACAUCCGUUCCGUCAUGACCAAGGCGGAGCUGGAGGGCCUGCCGAUGGACGUGCGCGUCAAGGAGGAUGUUGAAAAGCGUCGCGUCUGCUUCCUGUGUCUGCGCACCCGUUUCUCCUUCUUUGGACCCUGGGGCAUCCAGUGCAAGCUUUGCCAGCGUACAGUCUGCGCGAAGUGUUACACCAAGAUGCGAAUUCCUUCGGAGCAUUUCCGGAAUGUGCCCCUCGUGCUGAUCUCACCAUCGCUGCUGUCCAGCCCGGCCAGCUCGAGCACACCCUCACCCUCCCAUCAUGCCCAUCAGGCGCACUCGUCCUCGACGGGGAACAUUGUGGAUGACCAGUUUCCCAAGUCCCUGAUCGAGCGUCUUCUGCGAUCCGAGUCAGAUAGAAAGACUCGCAGCACUGUGGGCAGUGCCCCAUCCUCACCCAAGCACCAAAGAUCAAACAUGAGCACGCCGGGCAUCAGCGUGGGACCCGGAGCCUCGGCCGCCCAUGCCACUGGCCAGGCGGUGGAGGCGUUGCACGACCAGGCGGCCAUGUCGGCCUCCUACUCGGCGGCAAUGCGACCCUCUGGCGUUCACCAGCAUCAGAAGCAGCACUACAACAACGCCAUGUCCCGGAGCAUGGAGGGACCCCGGAGUCUGCCCGUGCACAGCCCUGCAUAUCGACCGCUUUCCAACAACAGCACCUUGGAAAGAAAAUCCCGCUUCUCGAGGGGCUUCAACCUGUUCUCCUCGGGCAGCCACCUGGCCCAGACCCCGGAACAGAAGGAGAACCUGCGGGGCGAGCAGGUGACUGUGUGCAACGACUGCCAGGGCUUGGUCAACGAGAUCACCAGCUCUGUGAAGCAGAAGCGCAGCUCCGCCCGGAACCGAACCAUACAGAAUCUCACCCUGGAUCUGACGCCCGUCUGGAAGUAGGCGGGUGGACUCCCCCCCGCUGGAGGAGGAGGAGGAGCAGUGCGUUCAAAGGCCAUAAGAGAUUUGCGUUUUGGGGUUCUUACGACUGACAUUACCACUUACUCGAUCAAUUCAUUAACCAAAAACGGACUUUUCUUGAUAACUGACUGGAUUG